GCGGGGCUAACAGACCGAAGCGCGGUGGCGGUGAGCUUCGCGGUGCUUUGGCUGAUCUUGCUGCUCCACUCAUCGGAUUGGGGUUCGCUGGGAUAUCCGCUGCAAAGAUGUCCGACGACGAACAGCAAGAGCAGACCAUCGCCGAAGACUUGGUUGUGACCAAGUAUAAGAUGGGCGGUGACAUUGCUAACCAGGCACUGCGUGUGGUCAUCGAGUCGGCGAAGCCUGGCGUGUCUGUCCUCAGUCUGUGUGAGAAAGGAGACACUUAUAUUAUGGCAGAGACCGGGAAAGUCUUCAAGAAGGAGAAGGACAUGAAGAAAGGCAUUGCGUUCCCCACCAGCGUGUCAGUCAAUAACUGUGUAUGCCACUUCUCUCCCUUGAAGAGCGACCCUGACUACACGCUUAAAGACGGAGACUUGGUCAAAAUUGACCUGGGAGUACAUGUCGAUGGCUUUAUCUCCAAUGUGGCGCAUAGCUUUGUUGUUGGGGCCAGUAAGGAAGCACCUGUGACCGGCAGGAAAGCUGAUGUCAUCAAAGCUGCCUACUUGUGUGCAGAAGCAGCACUGCGUCUUGUAAAACCUGGUAACCAAAACACGCAGGUGACUGAGGUGUGGAACAAGAUCUCUCACGCUUUCAAAUGCAAUCCAAUCGAAGGUAUGCUGUCCCACCAGUUAAAGCAACACAUUAUUGAUGGGGAGAAGACGAUCAUCCAAAACCCUACAGACCAGCAGAAGAAGGACCAUGAGAAAGUGGACUUUGAGGUCCAUGAGGUGUAUGCUGUAGAUGUACUGAUCAGUACAGGGGAAGGGAAGACAAGAGACGGAGGACAGAGGACCACCAUCUACAAGCGGGACCCCAGUAAACAAUAUGGCCUGAAAAUGAAGACCUCUAGAAUAUUCUUCAGUGAGGUGGAGAGACGUUUUGAUGCCAUGCCCUUUACUCUCAGGGCAUUUGAAGAUGAGGGUAAGGCCCGUUUGGGAGUGGUCGAGUGUGCCAAACAUGAGCUACUGCAGCCCUUCAGCGUACUCAGUGAAAAAGAGGGAGAGUUUGUGGCCCAGUUUAAGUUCACAGUAUUACUGAUGGCCAAUGGGCCUUUGAGAAUCACCAGCGGACCAUUUGAACCUGAACUCUACAAAUCCGAGUAUGACGUUCAGGAUCCUGAGCUGAAGUCUCUGAUACAGAGCUCUGCAAGUCGUAAAGCACAGAAGAAGAAGAAAAAGAAGGCUUCCAAGAAUGCAGAAAAUGCUACAGGGCAGCAAGCAGAGAAUGAAGUUGCAGCUGAAUAGUUAUGCUACACUCCAAACAACAAUACAUAUUCUGACAAAUUUCUAGCUCCUAGAAAUUUAAAACCUAAAUCUUCAAUUAAACCGUUGUCAAUUGAAACCUGUGACAAAAAGCCAUCCAUGGUUGGUGUGAUUUGGAAAUAGACAAAAUUGAAAUUGGUCUGACGGACAAUGACUUUGUACUGAUUUGUACUGAUCUAUUGUCAUUUAUCUUUUUGAAGCACUAGGUUUACACUGAACUGAAACAUGACACCUUUUGGAAAUGAAAUUGAUUAAACAUAGCAGUUCUUUUUAUAGUAUUAAGGUGUCCGCUGUGUUGGUCUUCUUAAUCUAAUAAAAAUUGUUUGGCCUAGUAGCUGAAUUGAAACUGUGCUAGGUUAAUAUGGAGAGAUGACUGUUUCAGCAGUUUAAGCAAUUUGGAACAUUUCCAAAUCCUUGUCAUUCCUCAGGGUUGAAAUGUGAUUUCUAAGCAAAGCCUCUCACUUUUAAGGACUAGCCGCUCUCUAAAUUGGAUCUAGAACCCUACCAUGGAGAAUUUAAAUGUUUUGGGGUGCACAGGGUUAUUAUACACUCACACUUAUUUUGAAAUGGGGACAUUUUUGGAACUAUGGUACAUUUAUUAGUAACUGCCAUCCCUAUUUCGCCCCUAGUCUAACAAUGAGGGAUUUAAACCAGAAGAAAGAUUUGUCUCAUUAAACUCUGUAUUUUCCUCAUCACUCUUUGCCCUCACCUUACAAGAAACAUUCUUGUCUUUGUCUCAUUUAAAGCUUCUAUUGAAUCAUGAAGUGAGUCCCAGUUAAUUUUUGAAACAGUACAUGCAUUCUUUUAAGUAUAUCCAGUAAGAUCAACAUGUCCAAAUUGCUGCUAAACUACUUUCAUAGGCCCCAUUUUGCAUGCAUUUAUACCAGACCAUACUCCCCUCACAAAUAAAACCUAUUGGUUAAAAGUGUAGGAAGAUUAUUGAGGCUGACGUUUUGGUGAAAAGCAUGCAAAUGUGGUCCACAAAUAGAGCAGUGAAGAGACUCUAAAUAUUGAUCUGCCUCAAUUAACAUAAUCAUGUGAAACUGUACUAUUAUAUUUCUCAAAGACAGUGUGUUGCCCAGUCUUAAAUGCAACCUCAUAUAUUCAAUACAUAAUUAAAAUAUAUAUAUAAAAAACAGAUCCUCUAUUCAAAGCCAUUGCUGGUUGAUCUGAGUCACUGUGCUGCAGCAUUCAGAUUACUUCAAAAAGUGCAUUGGUGAAGUAGCUGUGCUGUGGUUCAGGAUCUGAAACAUUGAUGUGUGACUGGGCAGAAUAGGUUGAAUGUGGUGUGAUGUGUCUGUGUUGAGCUUCUCUUUAGUUCCACUCCCAGACCUUACUCUUCACAGUGCUGUGUGCCUGGGACCAGUCCAGACUGACACUAUUCUGUUUUUCUAGGAGAAACCAGUAUAUGGAACUAUUUUACAUCUAAUGAAAUAAAACAAGACUUUGAAUACUU
Molecule: messenger RNA, 2760 nt
Organism: Ictalurus furcatus (blue catfish)
Lineage: Eukaryota; Metazoa; Chordata; Actinopteri; Siluriformes; Ictaluridae
Gene: pa2g4a
Product: proliferation-associated 2G4, a
Exons: 13
Coding region: 108-1286 (392 amino acids)
Source: RefSeq, a predicted model, not a curated record